AUGACAGCCGCUUUGCGGAGCCUCGGGAAUGCUGCUACCACUACUCCCAGUACAUUUGACGAGCUACUCGACUCAUUAGGUAGCCUCGGACAGGGCAAAGAAGUCACCACAUUUAGCUCAAACGGUCAUUUGGUGACCGCCGGUACCACCAGCGCAGGUAGUUCAUGUGCAAGAACUUGCAACCUUCUAAGCACCAUCUUUCCUAAUACCACAAGCCAGAUUGGGAGCCCAUCUUACAACCAACAAGAAACCACAUAUUGGUCGAACCAACAAGCAGAAACCCAGCCAACAUGUCGAAUACAACCACAGUCUGCGCUCCAGGUCUCUGCAUCUCUCCUCAUCACCAAGUCCUUCAACUGCCAAUUUGCAGUGAAAAGUGGAGGUCACGCUAUGUUUGCGGGAGCAUCAAAUAUCCAAGACGGCCUGACGAUCGAUUUGGCCAACCUCAACCAGAUCCAGGUAUCGCAAGACAAAACUCUGACCCAUGUUGGAGCCGGUAAUCGUUGGGUCGAUGUUUAUAGUCAGCUCGAUCAGCAGCAACUGUCCGUCAUUGGCGGCCGAGUCGCCGGUAUCGGCGUUGGCGGAUUGACACUCGGCGGGGGAAUCUCAUUCUUCUCCGGCCGUCACGGGCUCGCGUGUGACAACGUCAGAAACUACGAGGUCGUCCUCGCGAACGCCUCAAUCGCCAACGUAAACCACACCUCGUACCCAGACCUCUACUUCGCCCUCCGCGGCGGCGGCAACAACUUCGGCAUCGUCACCCGCUUCGACCUCGAAACCUUCCCCCAGGGCCCCAUGUGGGGCGGAGCGCGAACCUACCCCAUCACCGCCGCCGCCUCUCUCAUCAGCGCCUUCGACAACUUCGCCGCCAACAGUCCCUCAGACCCGGACGCCGCCCUCAUCCUCGCAUUCUACUACUACAACGGAACCUAUUACGGCAGCACGGACAUGGAGUACGCCCACGCGGUCGUCGAUCCGGCCAUCUUCCGCGAACUCACGGGCGUGACGAGCCUGGCGUCUACGACGCGGAUAGCGAACCUGACGGACCUGACGCUCGAGUUCGAAGCAUCGAACCCGAGCGGGUUCCGCGAGACGUAUUUCACCGCGACGUUCAAACCGAGUGCGGUCCUCGAGCGGGAAAUCCUCGACAUAUACAUCGGCGAAGUCGAAGGCAUCAAGGACGCCGAGGGCCUUCUGCCGGCCGUGGUAUUCCAGCCGAUUACGAAGGAUGUCAUCUCCUAUUUUAGCAAGAACGGAGGGAAUGCGUUGGGGAUUGCGGAAUCUGAUGGUCCAUUGAUUUUGGUUGAUAUUGCCAUUUCGUGGUCUUCCCCAUCCGACGACGACCGCAUUAUGGCCGCGGCCAGCAGCUUCAUUGACCGAUCAACUGCAGCUGCAAAAGGGAUGGGUCUGGAUUACAAGUUCAUCUACCAGAAUUACGCCGCACAGGGUCAAGAUGUCUUCGAUGGGUAUGGAGAGGCGAAUAAGCAGCGCUUGAUCGAGAUCAGCGAGAACUCUAUUGGUUCCACAGACGCCACUGUGAUUGAUCUUGCUGAGGAUUUGGCUGAGUGCCGGAUGUGGGGCGGCGAUGGUUGGAACUUGGCAUUUGGCCAACUGGCCUGCGGCUUCCUGAACGCCGGGCUCUUUGGUGGGUUGGAAGCUGCGGGUAAAGUAUGGUUGGGAUCUUGGGUGGAGUUAUUGCCGCAGGCUGCAGCUCACCCAGCUCGAACGAGAGGGGUCUCAGGACUGCUCUCUCCGCCAUGUCGAGUUGAUUGUGCACCUCUUAUCGGGAGUAUUCUGAUGGUUAGUGUAGGAGCGGAGCCAAUGAUGAGUGAUGAUGGGGGUCGAUGCAUGCUGCAGAAGGAGGUGGCGCAGAUAGCAGCUGCAAUCUGCAAGAAAGAUCCGCCCCAGUUGAUUCGCACCGAGUCUGGCCGAGCCGGCUUGUACUCAACCUUUUGGAGAAAGGGCAACUGGUACCUGAAUGAAUCAGUUCAAUAG
This is a messenger RNA of Letharia columbiana, 1995 nucleotides long. RefSeq lists its product as uncharacterized. Gene Ontology annotation, molecular function: FAD binding. The coding region runs from base 1 to 1995 and encodes 664 amino acids. The transcript has 6 exons. The record is from RefSeq and is a predicted model, not a curated record. NCBI's taxonomy places the organism in Eukaryota, Fungi, Ascomycota, Lecanoromycetes, Lecanorales, Parmeliaceae.